AAGGAAGGGCGGGAGAGAAAGCCUGGAGGUGGGAGAGAGAAAGACAGAAGGAAGGGCAGGAGAGAAAGCCUGGAGGUGGGAGAGAGAAAGACAGAAGGAAGGGAAGGAAUGAGUAAGAAAGACCUGAAGUGGGAGAGAGAGAGACUGAAGGAAGGGCGGGAGAGAGUGAGAGAGGUCUGAGGUGGUAGAGAGACAGACAGGAGGAAAGGUUGGGGAGCGUGACAGAUAGAAGGAAUAAGGCAGGAGUGAAAGAGAGAGACUGGAGGUGGUAGAGAGACAGACAGGAGGAAGGGUUGGGGAGAGUGACAGAUAGAAGGAAUAAGGCAGGAGUGAAAGAGAGAGACUGGAGGUGGUAGAGAGACAGACAGGAGGAAUAAGGCAGGAAUGAGAGAGAAAGGGAGAGAAACAGACUGAAGGAGGGGCAGGAGAGAGAGAGACCGGAGGUGGGAGAGAAACAGACUGAAGGAAGGGCAGGAGAAAGAGACCGGAGGUGGGAGAGAGACAGAGAGAAGGAAGGGCAGGACAGAGAGACCCGAGGUGGGAGAGAGACAAACAGAAGGAAUAAGGCAGGAGCGAAAGAGAGACAGACCUUAGACAGGAGAGAGACAGACAGAAGAAAGGGCAGAAGAGAGACCGGAGGUGGUAGAGAGACAGACAGAAGGAAUAAGGCAGAAGUGAGAGUGAGAGAGCGAGAGAGACCUGAGGCAGGAAAAAGACAGACUAAAGGAAGGGCAGGAGAGAGAGACUGGAGGUGGGAGAGAGACAGACUGAAGGAAGGACAGGAGAGUUGGGAAAGAGAGAGUUGGAGGGAGGGCGUGAGAGCAGAUUGGACGGGUUCUCACACAUAGUAGUAACACGGGGCGGAGAAAAAACACAGUACUUCAAUGAGGAAAGGGUGGUAGGUCGGAGUGUGUGUGAACAGAGGAGCGUGUGGGAGUGCAGCGAGUUGGAAACACGUGAAGACGGCCCCAUACGCCGCGUUUGCUUUAGAGACGGUGCGACCGGAGACGUUCAGCCACCAUGAGUAUUGUUAUGAAGCCUCGUUCGCGCUCCACCAGCUCACUGAAAUGCACAGAAGGGUAAACCUUUUGCUUGACGUUAGGUGCUUUUUGCCUUGCUAAUGGAUUAUUUCUCCCUCUACUGUCUCAGCAUGUUGCUUCUUGCCCUUUUCUUAGCUCCACGCUCCUUUAACCAGCUGUCUAAAUAUCCUCGUGUUCUAACUGCCUUUUUCCUCUGGUUUCAUUUCUUAUACUGAAACAUAUACCUUUUUCUUGAGAUUUAUCCUCACAUUCCUGGCAUUGUCAGGCCCCCCCCUUGCUCUCACAUGCUCUAUCUCACUGUCACACUCUAACACACACACUGCCUUUUGGCUGCUUCCUGAGUGUCGAGUGUCAUAUUUGCUAGUUUUAUAGGCAAACUGUGGAAUUAACAGUCAAUCCGCUCUCUAGUUAAUUAACUCUGUGCCAUGCGGUUAAUUGCGGUUAAGUGCUCGGCUGCUCCUGAUGUUUUAUGCGUGUUGUGGGUUCAGCGGUGGUCUGCGCUGUGUUUUUGUCAUCACUCCCAGUGUGUGAGAUGUUUCUGUGUUAGCACACCGAGACUGCCGAGCGCUGUUUACAUGUUGGAGGGCAGAUAGCUCGGCCUCUUUUCUCCUGCCCCAUCUUGUUCCUUAUCUUCUUGUGCUUAUUAUAGACUCGGAGGGAGUGUUUGUUGGGAUAGCGGAGUUUAUCUUUUGUGAUUACUGUCGUGUCUGAAUGAAUUGUUAUUCACUUAGGCUUGAGAUAACAGGUAUAUAAAGGUAUUGUGCUGCUAUGGAAAAGCAUAGUUGUUAUGCUCUUUUUGUUAUGGACAUCCAAGUAUGUGUUUUUAUUCAAUAUUUGCCGAUGGAUGGACGGUUAUGUCAGCGUGGAUGUGUUCAUGUAUAAGGACAAUUCGUGUGGAACAGAGCAUACUGCUUCUGGAAUGUUUCUUUCAGCUAUGUAAACUUUGGGUGGGAUUAAUUUGCAGUGUGUUUGGGGAAGUGUGUGUGUGUGUGUCAACCAAGAUAAGUCAACUCUGCAAUAUCUGCAGAUUUUCCGCAUAUUUGGGUCAUCACAAUGCACAUUCAACCAAAGUCCUCUUCGAUUUACAUGCGACGAACGUGAGUACAGCUAUAAGGGCUCCUUUACCACCGGCUAUCACUGUGAAAGACCAUGCAAAACAGUUUCAUGCAAUUGCAAUUGCGCCAAUUCAAAUAGUUUUCUGCUAGGAAAAAAAAAAAAGCACAAAAAACUUUUGAUUUUUUUUAAAAGGCGCAGCAAAAUCAAGCAUUUAUGGCCGCAACAAUCACAAAAAAAAAAAAAAAACUCCACGGAAUCCAGUCCGGACUGAUGUGCUACAGUGAUUAUUAUGUCAGUCAAAAACAAUAUACCUGCACAGAAGUUGGCUCUAAAUAAAUGCCAAAUCGGUAUCGUUAUUGUCCCAUUCGGCUGUAUUCGGAAUCAGUGAAUUAAGACCAAAAGUUACUUCAGUAUUUACUUUUGGAAAGUUACACAAAUACAGAGUCGGUUUCGCACACACUUAAGUAGAUCUUUUAGGCUCCCCAGUCAGAUCAUGUAAAUCACUUCCACCACACCUCAGUGGUUGCCAGAUGUUUCUUGAGUAGAAGAAACAGAAACAAGUUUAUCUAUAGCAUCUAGACCAGCACAUUUAAACGCAAGCAUUUGCCUUUAAGCCAGAGAAAAUCAAGGAUAGAAAAUGCAGACCGAAGAAGGAAUUGUUUUCUCCGCGGCCGAAUGCAGUACCAUGUAACAAAAAAGGAGGAGACCAUUUCAAAAUGAAAGAUAAAAAAACACCGAACGAGAUUAUAGCAAGCACUGAAAUAAACACUUAAUAGGAGGAUAGUAUAUGGUCAGUAUAUUGCCACAUGAAUAUUCCUAGUUGUAAUUAUCACACUAAUCACUGUAAAGCUUGCCUUGUAACUCUGAAUCUGAAAACAGCUGUUUGAACAGUGUAAAACUCUGUAGUUACGUCUGAGGUUUCAUACUUUAUUAAAUCCUCGCUACACAUGCGUAACUCAACUGUGAAUAUGGCCAUUUAAUAAUAAGACAUAGUGAGGUGAAAUAGUUUGUCCAAAAGCUUUCAGAAUCAAUCAGGGUCAAUUUUUCUUCUUUUUUUUUAAUGGCUAGUAAAGUCUAAAGCCAGGCUACUGUAAGUUGUAAGUAUUUUCAUGAGUAGUGAGUGAAUGUCAGUAGUUUCUGUCACAAAUCUCUAAGUGCGCUGCUAUUCAUGCUUUUAUUGCGACAUGUUUUUGCUAUUGUCCUGCCUCUGCUUGUGACUUUAGAUCUUGAAUAAUUUAUACCUCCAUGUUCCUGUGUCAAGUUGCGAAAACUUGUUAAUUAUUUAACUAUGUUUAUCUGCAUUGUUUCCCUGUUUACGAUUUCCGGUUUUCCAACUCUUGCUUGUGUUCUGUUUUAACAAUGAUUAUUGGUUGGCUUCAAGUAAAGAAGCUACUGAUUUUACACACUUGUGUCCUGCCUCUAAGAUAAAGUUUCGAUGUGGACAAUGGAACGUCGUCAGGACGCAGCCCGUUGGACCCGAUGGCCAGCCCCGGGUCGGGUCUCAUCCUGCAGGCCAACUUCGUCCAUAGCCAGCGGAGGGAGUCGUUCCUGUAUCGCUCCGACAGUGACUAUGACCUCUCGCCAAAGUCCAUGUCAAGAAACUCCUCCAUCGCCAGCGACAUACAUGGAGAUGACAUGAUUGUUACCCCUUUUGCACAGGUCCUGGCUAGCUUAAGAACUGUACGGAAUAAUUUUUCAGCACUGACAAAUGUCCAACAAGAAAGAGCCUCCACCAAGAGAUCACCCAUGUGUAACCCUCCCCCCAUCACAAAGACCACAUACACAGAAGAGGCCUACCAGAAGCUGGCCACCGAGACACUGGAGGAGCUUGACUGGUGCCUAGACCAGCUGGAGACCCUGCAGACCCGGCACUCGGUCAGCGAGAUGGCCUCUAACAAGUUCAAGAGGAUGUUGAACCGAGAGCUGACCCACCUGUCUGAAAUGAGCCGCUCUGGAAACCAGGUGUCUGAGUAUAUCUCCAGUACAUUUUUAGACAAGCAGCAUGAAGUGGAAAUGCCGUCUCCACAGUCACAGAAGGACAAGGAGAAGAAGAAGCGGCCGAUGUCCCAGAUCAGCGGCGUGAAGAAGCUCACUCACAGUUCCAGCCUGACCAAUUCAAACAUCCCUCGCUUCGGAGUAAAGACGGACACUGAGGAAGCACUGGCCAAGGAGCUUGAAGAUGUGAACAAAUGGGGCCUUAAUGUUUUCAAAGUCACAGAGUUCUCUUGCAACAGACCUUUAACAGUUAUGAUGCACACAAUAUUCCAGGAAAGAGACUUAUUAAAGACGUUUAAGAUUCCACUCGACACUUUUAUAACGUAUCUGAUGACGUUAGAAGACCAUUACCAUAGCGAUGUUGCCUACCACAACAACAUCCACGCUGCCGAUGUGACUCAGUCCACUCAUGUGUUGCUCUCCAGCCCUGCUCUCGAGGCUGUUUUCACAGAUUUAGAGAUUCUUGCUGCCAUAUUUGCCAGCGCGAUACACGAUGUCGAUCAUCCUGGCGUCUCCAACCAGUUCCUCAUUAACACUAACUCUGAGCUGGCUCUUAUGUAUAAUGACUCGUCUGUGUUGGAGAACCAUCACCUGGCUGUGGGCUUUAAGCUUCUGCAGGAAGAGAACUGUGACAUCUUCCAGAACCUCACCAAGAAACAGAGACAGUCACUGCGCAAGAUGGUCAUCGACAUCGUUCUGGCCACAGACAUGUCGAAACACAUGAAUUUACUGGCGGAUCUGAAAACCAUGGUGGAGACAAAAAAAGUGACCAGCUCUGGGGUUCUGCUGCUGGAUAAUUAUUCAGACAGGAUACAGGUGCUACAGAACAUGGUGCACUGCGCAGACCUCAGUAACCCCACCAAACCACUGCAGCUGUACCGCCAGUGGACAGACCGCAUCAUGGAGGAGUUCUUCAGCCAGGGAGACCGCGAGAGGGAACGUGGCAUGGAGAUCAGUCCCAUGUGUGACAAACACAACGCUUCAGUUGAGAAAUCCCAGGUGGGCUUCAUCGACUACAUCGUGCACCCACUGUGGGAAACGUGGGCAGACCUGGUACACCCCGAUGCCCAGGACAUCUUGGACACGCUGGAGGACAACAGGGAGUGGUACCAGAGCACCAUCCCGCAGAGCCCGUCCCCCGCUCUAGACACAAACACAGACGGACGCCGCACCACCACCCAUGACAAGUUCCAGUUUGAGCUCACGCUAGAGGAGGACGGAGAAUCGGACACAGAGAAGGACAGCGGCAGCCCUCCAGACGAGGAGGAGGAGGAGGAUGAGGAAGAGGAUGAGAACAGCUGCAGUGACUCUAAAACCCUUUGCACACAGGACUCGGAGUGUACCGAGAUCCCCCUGGACGAACAGGUGGCUGAGGGGGAGGAGGUAGGAGAAGAGCAGAGAGAGGAAGAGGGGGAGAUAUCAGAACCCUGUGUUUUAGUGGAACGAGAGGAGGAGGAGGAGGAGGAGGAGGAGGAGGAGGAAGAGCAGGACACUGCCAAUACGUAACACAGUAUGAGAUAGCAUCCGGACUUCUUUUAUACUAGACAUGAGAGCCACUUAUUUAUGGAUAAGCUGUAGGGUUUUUCAUAUUUUUAUGUUUUUUUGUGUGUAUGUCUGUACUGUACAUCUUUAUCCAAAAAUGUAUAUUAAUUUCCUUAUCACAGUCACUGACAUCAUCCAUAUGGUCCUUGGUUUAAUUUUUGAACUUUUAUCCACGACUAGUGCCGUUUUACCCAUUUUUGUACUCAGGAAAGUCUUUUCCACGCACACAUUUGAAACAAACAUUUGUCUUUUUUUGUAAUUUGUCAAUAUUUCUGUUUUUAACUAAGGUGGUAUUUUUAUUUUAUUUUUUAAGUCAUGUAGUUUUCCAUUUCAUUUGCCAAAAACACCCAUCAGACCAUCUGUUUUUUUCUUUUGUGGUUUGAUGGGAGCUUCAUUGCAUGGAGACACAUGCAGCUAGUAGACGUUCACUACACAAUUUGAAUGUUAUUUCUUCCUCAAAGUCUAGAUCUACUUUAUUUGCAGUGCUUAGUGUAGAUAGACUCGUUAACAAAGCUAAUAGAAAUGACUCAUGGCACAAGGAAAUCAAACCGAAAACAUUUUUACAAUCGGCAACUGCCAAAGAGUGUUUUGGUUUUUCUGUUGUUGUUAUUUUUCUUAGUCUUAUGUGACGUCUUUAUGAAAUAACAUAUUUGUUUAUUAUUUAAUGGAAAGAGUGCUCCGUUUGGUGCAGGGCUUCAGUUACAUUAGUAACUGAUACUAAUCAUUGUCUUGUUUUGUUUUGUUUUUUCUCAAUGUUGCUUCGACCAGCCUUAAGAUUUUGUUGCCUCUCCAAAAAAUGGACUAAACCAGAAGCUUCCUGUUUCUUCAUCUCUAAAGGUGAUGUAAAGUUUGAACUAAAUAUUCAUAAACGGGCCAAAAUGGAGAUGGCAAGUCGAAUGAUAGACUCCUAAGUGGCUCUUUUAUAUACACUCACUGACCAUUUUAUUAGGAACACCUGCUAUGUACACCUGCUUAUUUAUGCAAGUAUCAUGUAGCACAAUGCAUAAAAUCCUGCAGAUACCGAUCAAGCGCUUCAGUUAAUGUUCACAUAAAACAUCAGAACAGGGUCAAAAUGUGAUCCGUGACUUUAACCGUGGCAUGGUUGGCAUGUUUGUUGGUGCCAGAUGGGCCGGUUUGAGUAUUUCAGAAACUGCUAAUCUCCUGGGAUUUUCACACACACAACAGUCUCUAGAGUUUACACAGGAUGGUGUGAAAAACAGAAAACAUCCAGUAAGUGUUUUGUUUUUUUGCACCGUUCUGUGUAAACUCUGUAUGAUACAAACAUUAACUAAAGCACUUGGCAAGCAUCUGCAUAAUUUUAUGCAUUGCUCUGCUGCCACUUGAUUGGCUGAUUGCAUCAGGUGUAUUGGUAUUUCUAAUAAAGUGGAUGGUGAGUGUAGAUACUACGACUACCAUGUAGUCAUUAGCACAUAUUGAUACUAAUGACUGCAUAAGGUAUGAAGCAAUAUCCAACUUUCCUCAACAACCAAACAGUACUUUUCCUUGUCACUGGGAUGGUACCAUCAAGAGGACGUCUUUUGUACCUUCAGUAUGUAUCUUACACCACAUAAUUCCUUAUAGCUGUCACAGUAAAGUUUCAAAGGUACAUCAGUGGGCCUUAAAGUCCAAUUAUGUACCUUCAAUUACUUUUAAAGGUACAAAUAUAUCCCCUUGACGAUACCACCUGAGUGUCAAGGAAAAGUACAGUUUUUAAGAGUGAAAGAGAUUCAUUUGGGAUUCAACCAUACUGUCUAUAUGUAGUGGGAUCCAAAAGUCUGAGACCACUUUUUUUUUUUAAUGGAUUUUCUUUUUAUUAUUUAAAAUUUGAAAACAAAGAAAAGAACUGUCCAAUAUCUUGAAACUUUCAAUGAUCAAGUUUUUGCACCAUUUCUCUAUCACUAUUUAAAUGUAAGUGACCAUGUUAGCUCCUUCAAAGUCUGAUUGUCCUCGAGUAUUAUCUCUUCCAUCGAAGCAUUUUCACGUUUGGACCGCACUAUAUACAAGUAAAAUCCAUCUAACUGUAACUCCUAAAGCUUCGCUUUAGAUGACUCUGAGGGAACGAGUCCGAUCAGAAGCACCGAUGCUAGGCGUGCAAAUCAAACUCAACAAAGCUUUGAAGCAGUCACAUGAGUGGUUUUGCUCAGUGUGUGUUAUAAACAUCUUUAACCCAGAGAUUCAGCGUGAAACUGCACAGCAGCCUGCUUAAAUAUUUAUAGCUGCUUCAGAUGAGCCUAAGGCUGAGGGCCAGUAAGUCGUCUUCUUGUUCUUCACUCCUCAUUCUAGUUUAGAAUGAUCACAGGGCAAUCAGCGCUAAUGUGUCUUUCUGCUGAAACUUGCACUCGUAUUCGUGCACCAGUACACCUGUUCAGUUUGUGUUCGUCAUUAUGAGCCUCUUUCUAAUUUAUUUCCGUUAUUUUCACUUCUGCGCUUGUAGCAUGGUGAAAUCAAAUCCAACUGUAGCAGCAGAAAGGUGAUGAGUGAGCGAGCAUCGUGUGAGAUUAUUUUUAUUAGAACGCAGUACCUAAUGUAAUCAAAUGUUUCAAAUAAAGAAAAAGAAGACAAAAUGUAUAAAGACCCUGCCUUUAGAAAUGGCCCGUCCUUGCAUUAUUAUUUUUAUAUAUAUAUAUAUAUAUAUUUCUCAUUGUCUCAUUGCCAAAUGAAUUUCUCUCCAUCACUUAAUCCUCAGCCAGUUUCCUUGCUUUCAGUGGUUUCUCAUUUCUGUCCGUUUACAUGUAUUUAUUGUGCUGUACAGUACAUACAGUUGUUCUUACCAUGUUGUAAAUGAUUCUAUCAUCCCUAAUGGUGAUGGUGUUGCUGUAUUACAGAACUCUUAUUGAGAGAAUGUUUUAUUUUUAUUCAGUAUAUUAAGGACCCAUCUAUAAACAUCUCCUACGAGAUUGUUUUGUGUGGAGGAGUGAAGAAAUCCAAUUUUUUUGUGUUUUCUUUCUUUAGAGAAACAGCAGUCCCUUGGCCAGAGGGUUGUGCCUUAAUAAACUUUUUUAUUUACGUUUCUUAUCUUCUUGCUGCACUAAAGAAAGAAAAAAAAACCUACUGGCUGGAAAUUGACCUUAAUGUAUUUUAUUAUUGUUAUUUUCCUCAUUUUCUAGUGUAAGAGAUGAAUAUUUCUUUUUGUCAGUUGAUGAAAAAGGCCAGUAUGGAGGAUUGUUUGGUGUCUAAAAGUACAUCAUUUGGCAGCACACUGUAAUGCUGGGUUUUUCUUUUUUUUCUUUUUCUUUUUUUAGUUUCUUUUUCUUUUCUUUUUUUUUUAACCAGAUCAGACUAAUGUGUUUUUAUAAGCUGUCAACAUACGAUUAUGUGCUAAACUAUGGAAAUAUGUGAUAUAUGCAGUCCCCUCUGAAAGUAUCAGAACAGCAAGGCCAAUUCUUUUGUUUUUGCUGUACACUGAAGACACACAAGAUGAAUACGAGACAAUAGAUCAGAAUUUCAGCUUUCAUUUCUGGGUACUUGCAUCUAGAUGUGUUAAAUAACUUAAAACAUGGCACAUUUUGGUGCAGACCACCCAAUUUCUAGGUAAGCAAAAGUAUUGGAACAGACCGUCUUCAAUUAAAGUAAAGAACAUUUAAUAGUUGGUCGCAUAUCCUUUACUUGCAAUAAUCGCAUCCAGCAAACCGCAUCACCAAACUGUUGCGUUUUGCUUUUGUGAUGCUUUUCCAGGCUUUUACUGCAGCUUCUUUGUUUGUUUUGUCUGUCUCCUCUUCAGGAAGUGAAAUGCAUGCUCAACUGGUUUAAGGUCUGGUGAUUGUCUUGGUCAGUCUAAAAUCUUCCACUUUUAUCCACCGAUGAAGUCCUUUGUUGUGUUGGCAGUGUGUUCAUUGUCUUGCUGCAUGAUGAAGUUCCUCCCAAUUAAAUUGGAUGCAUUUAUCUGUAAAUUGGCAGACAGAAUGUUCCUGUAAACUUCUGAAUUGAUUCUGCUGCCACCAUCAUGCAUAUGCAUAUCAUCAAUAAAGAUUAGUUAGUGAACCCAUUCUAGAAGCAGCCAUGCAAGCCCAAGCCAUGACACUACCAUGACACUGUUCUGGAUCAUGAGCAGAUCCUUUCUUUCUCCACACUUUGGCCUUUCCAUCACUUUGGUAGAGGGUAAUCUUGGUUCCAGAACUUUUGUGGCUCAUCUCUGUAUUUCUCAGCAAAUUCCAAUCUCGCCUUCGGAUUCUUACUGCUGAUGGGUGGUUUGCAUCUUGUGGUAUGACCUCUAUAUUUCUGCUCUCAUAGUCUUCUUUGAACAGUGGAUUGUGAUACCUUCACCCCUGUCUUGUGAAGGUUGUUGAUGUCACUGACUUGUUUUUCCACACAGGACAUGUUCAUUGUCUUGUUGUUAGUACACCCGUGGUUUCCUUCUUUUUCAGGACAUUCCAAAUUGUUGUAUUGGUUAUGCCCAAUGCUUGUGCAAUGAUUCAGAUCGAUUUUCCCUCUUUUCUCAGCUUCAAAAUGACUUGUUUUUCUCCUAUAGACAGCUCUGUGGUCUUCAUGUUGGUUCAUCUCAUACCCCAAUGUCUUCAGUGUAUAGCAAAAAGAACAGAAUUGGCCUUGCUGUUCCAGUACUUUAGGAGGAGACUGUAUGAAUGUGUGCCAAAGCGUAAUUGAAAAGCUCUAGCUCUGUGUAAAUUGUUUUUGUUUUUUUCCAUUUAAACUGACUGGAUUUUCAGUCGGUGUUAAUAAUUAAUUUGAAACAAAAAUUCAUGCUAGAUUAUUACAAAUACAGUUUUUUACUGACAUCUGUGUAACAUGCAAUAUGAAAAAAGAAAACACUUUGAAUGGGGACAUUAGGCUUUUUCAUUUUGGAUAAAGGAUGGAACGUCUUUAUAAACUCCAAUCCUUGAGACUAAUUUUGACACAUACUGUAGAUUCCUAAUUGCCCUAAAUGGAUAGAAUCAGUGGCUCCUUUUCCUUUUUUUUUUUCGUCUCAUGCCAUCUUUUUACAUCAUCAGAAAAAAAGAAGUUAUUUAGGGAUAACUAUUUUUUGUUAUGUGACUUGAAUGCCAACUUAUCUGGAGGUUUCACAAGACUAUGUAGUUGUUUAAUGGGUUCCUUAUUUAUGACAGUCUAUUGGAUAGAACUGUAGAAGUUAAACUUGUAAAAAAGUAAAUAAAAUAAUAACAAAAAAAAAAGUUUAAAUUGAAUAAAAAUGUUUUAUAUGCACCAGAAUAAAUGAAAGCAUGGGUUGACUGAGAACAUCUGUGCCGCUUCUUUGUGUUUGAA
This is a messenger RNA of Ictalurus furcatus (blue catfish), 10850 nucleotides long. It is a transcript of the gene pde4d, whose product is annotated as phosphodiesterase 4D, cAMP-specific. The transcript has 15 exons. NCBI's taxonomy places the organism in Eukaryota, Metazoa, Chordata, Actinopteri, Siluriformes, Ictaluridae. Gene Ontology annotation, biological process: signal transduction. Gene Ontology annotation, cellular component: cytosol; nucleus; perinuclear region of cytoplasm. The coding region runs from base 3576 to 5597 and encodes 673 amino acids. Gene Ontology annotation, molecular function: 3',5'-cyclic-AMP phosphodiesterase activity. The record is from RefSeq and is a predicted model, not a curated record.